Chelmon rostratus (copperband butterflyfish) is the source of this 4254-nucleotide messenger RNA. RefSeq names its product coiled-coil domain containing 69 (gene ccdc69). The record is from RefSeq and is a predicted model, not a curated record. The transcript has 9 exons. Lineage: Eukaryota; Metazoa; Chordata; Actinopteri; Chaetodontiformes; Chaetodontidae. Gene Ontology annotation, cellular component: nucleus; cytoplasm. Bases 111 to 1025 code for a protein of 304 amino acids. Gene Ontology annotation, molecular function: microtubule binding.
AAGAAGAAGAAGAAGAGGAGGAGGAGGAGAAGGAGGCAGAAGAAGAAGAAGAAGAAGAAGAGCGGGCAGUGAGAGCGGCUCAAACGACAGCAGAGCUCGGAGGAGGAGGAAUGGGCUGCAGCCACAGCAAGAAGAAAAGCAAAGGCAAGAAGGGAGAGAAGAAGCAGAAAGACGGCAGCAGUCAAGAUGAAGGAGGUAAACGUGGGUCAGGUGAGCAGGACGUCUACCUGGAGAAGCAGCUGGAGCGGUUUGAGUGGCAGCUGAGGACUUUAAAGGAAGUGCUCUCAGCCAACGGGAACCCAGAGAGGGCGGAGCUACUGAAACACCACGCCGACGAAGAGGUGUGCGCCCUCGUCCUGAGCAUCCUCGAUAAGGUGAGAACGGAGACGACGGCUGAUUUGAACGUCCUGCAUGAACAGAGAAGCAAAGCUGCGACUGACAAACACGAGAGGAACGUGGAAGAGCUGCAGAAGAGACACGAGCAGGAGAAAAGUCAGCUGACAGAACAGUUUCAGGCUGCUGAAAACGUCCUGAAGGGGAGGGUGGAGGAGCUGACUGCGGACCUGCAGGUUUAUAACGAGCUGAAGAGGAGAGUCCAAGAAUCGACGUUUAAGAAGGACCUGCAGAGAAAUAUUCAGGCCCAUGGCAGCCCAGGUGCAUUCUGGGAGUCUGAGCAGGAGUCUCUGCUGUUUGUCAUUGAGAUGAAGACUGAGCGUGUGCAGGAGCAGAGCAGGAAGCUGCAGCAGAUGGACGCUCUGAUGGAGAAGAAUUUGACUUUGGAGGAUCAGAUCAUCCACAUCCUGCAGCAGAAUGAGGAUCUGAGGGUCCGCAUAGACAACUGCCAGACUCUCAUUCAGAAAUUAUCCAAGGAGCAGCAGGACAUGAAGGUGGCGCUGGAGAGGCAGGUAGUCAUCAACCAGACGCUUUCUCAGGAAAAAGAGCAGCUGAUGUUCAAACUGAGACACAGAGACUCGUGUCCGACCAUCCACCUGCCGGUCAUGGUGCAGGAGAUCGCGCCCAGAUGACUGAUCACAUGAGCCAGAUCGUGGAUCCCGUGUUUGACUGUUCAGAUGCCAACAAUUAUUCACAAGGUAACAUGCAGGGGGCCCAGUUUACCGCUCAGUCGCUGGGCUCCAGCUGCGUGUCGUACCAAACCGGCUGGAGAGCGGCACGCAGCGUCGUCACAGCUCUGCUGCUCUGGGUUCAGGUUUCAGGCCCUUAAACUGGAUCCUGUCUACGUCAAUGCAAAACACCACAGGAAUGAAUAUUUACCAUUUGAACUGCAACUCCACUGGUAGAUGUUCUAAUGCAGGGUCACAACUGAACAACAAGAACCCACCACAGUCCCUGAAGUAGCACUGUAGCCGCUCUGCUACAGCAGCUACGUGGACUUAAAACUGGAUCCUGUGCAGGUACUGUUGAGCCUCAGACUGUCCCAGGUAAAGGUGCAGCCACAUUGAUCUGUCACUGUUCGUAUAUGUUUUGUUUUUAUUCCUUUUCAUCAAUCGGUCCGUUUUCUGAUUAUUGGAUGUUAUGAUGAUUAAAAUGUUUUUCAAAGGAAACAGGAAACAGGUGGACGGAUCAGUGUGGCAGCAUCAAAGGAUUCAUCAUCCAUCAUCACGCCAGAGAGUCGCGUAGCGAGGUCAUUUGCUCAUCCUUGUGAAACGGCUUGGUGAUGUUAGUGAGUACUUGUGGGGCUGGUUUGCAAGCUACUGUGGCUGGAGAGCUAAAAUCUUAAAUGCUAUCUAGCCGCUAACAUAAAGACAAGUAAGACUGAAUAUUUUCCUCUUUCUGUUUCCUCAGCCGACACUCGUCAUCGUUCUUGUGCUAAUGUGCUUCAAAACUAGACGGCUACAACAGCCUGCCAACCUAGCUAGCUCCCUAACUGGCAGUUAGCUAUGUAGCUUGGAAACAAAAUAAGUUAGCAUAGUUUAUACAAGAGGCGUAUUUGUACCACUGACUUUUAUCUCGUGGCUGACUGCAGACCAGGCUGCAGGUGCAACAUAAAUACCGCGAUAGUUUUAGCUUCCUCGUGCGUUUCUUUCUGGCUCUCUGUUCGCUGUUUGCUGUUCGUAAACACUGAAUUCACACGUUAGAGUUCAAGUGUCCCAGUUGAGAACUCGGUGUGCAUUUACUUCACCUUCACACUGAUUCCUUCAACAAAUCCAUGACGGUAAUUCUGCCGUUAUAAUAAAGCUGGUGUGGCUUCAGUAAGUCCAGCUGAGACUCAUAAUCACUGAUCACGUCCACGUAAAGCUGCAUCAUCUGCGUCCAAAGCGAGCAAACAUGUGACAUGAUUAACCUCAAACCUCCGAGGGUUCGAACUGACCGAUGGCGACCAGCCGUCACCCCACGCGGACUCCUCGACACAGAGCCAAACUAUCUAUCGCUAUCUGAAACACAAAGCUUCAUGCCUGAUUGUACCGCAGUCUCUGGACUCUGAGCAGCUCCUUCGGGGGUUUGGAGGUUAAGUGCCUUGCUCAGUGGCGCACCUUUGCAAGGGAGGCCAAGAGUCUAUGUAGUUUAGACGGAACAGAGAGCUUUACCAGUCCACUUUUCCCACAAACUGAAGCUGUACCGCCAGCAGUGAAGCUUCAAGAUCGAUUCUGUGUUCCACUUAAAGUGGAACCUUCAUUUGAGGCAUUCGAGAACCUAAAGGUUCUCCCAAGAACUACUUUAUAUUCAAGGUGCCAGAAAGUACAUUCAGGGUUUUUCCAUAAACUCAGUUCUUGAAGCAAACUUAAAGUGUUCCUAACAGUUCCCAUCUUGACGGUUCCUGCAAAGAGUCCACUGGAACUUGUUGUAAGAAGGACUUCAAGGAGUCAGUGAGCGUCUUAGAGAUCCUCACAAGAAAACAACUCCUGCGAUCCCCCGAGGUCCCUCUCAGGUUUCCCUCUCAUUGCAGACCGGGACUCUGGUUUAAAAUAUCCAUAAAUUCACUUUAUAUAUCUGGACGUCCUGAAAGUUCAAGUUUGUAAACACUGUGGAUUCAUGAACCAAUCAAAACUGAGCCUAAACAAAGCCAGACUGAAACGCUCCCCCGGCCAAUCUAAACCUGGUCAACGGCGAUAGUCCGGUUCAAACCUGAUGCCGAAUCAGUUUGUCUUCUUCCUCUUGGUUCUGCUCAUUUUCUGUUUGCGAGCUUCACAAACACCUCUUCUUGUUACUGGUGGCUGGAGUCAGAUGACACCCUUUAAUGUCGAGCAUUGCUGCUGUUGGGGACGACACCACUUCACUUCAGAUCUGUAUUUUUAUAUAACUUUGACUUUCGUGAUUCAGGAGCUGGAAAAGCUACAACUGUGAGCAUGUUAUAGCAUGCUAAAUACCACCCUGUCAACAUCCAUUAGUUAUUAGCAUGCUUGUUAACAUGCUAUCAUUAGCACAUUAGCAGCACACAUUAUAGCUCAAGUUCAGCUUGUAGGGAUCAAGUUGAGUCCAGUGUUUAGCUUUAGUCUUUUAAAAUGUUUUAUCGCUGGAGAAAUGUUGUUUUCAUGUGAGUAAUGAACGUUAAAUCCUUGUCAGGACAGAUUUUCGGUACCUGGAAAGAGAAAUUCAUCCAAGUGUCCUCAAAAAACACAAGGUGGCGCUGGGGUUGGUGGCAGACUACGGUGGCUGGAGAGCUAAUUAUGUGCUAGCUAGUCGCUAACAUGCAGGCUAGCCGACAUAGUCACAGAGUUGAUACCAUUUUGGACUGUCCAGCUCUCUGUUGUCCCUCUGAAGUGUGGAAACAUUUAAUAACGGAACAGCGCCGAGCAUUUUUAUCCACGAGCGGCGGCGUUCCCCAUCGCUGAGGUUUAGGUUUCACAUGAAGAACUGCUGCACAGCCACAGAUCACAGAUCAGCCGUCGCUGUUCACCUCUGGCCUUUAAAUCGCUUGAACUCCAUCAGUUUAGGAUUUAUUGUGUUAUUUUUCAAAGAUGUGAAAAUCAUUGCCGUGUUGUCAGUUUUUUUUUUCCCAUUUUUUUGCUUUUUGUUGGCGGGACGAUGGAUUUAUGGGAUGUGACGUUUGUAUUGCCAAAAAAAAAAUAUUUGUCAGUGUUUUGACAAGUUUCUCCUUAUGCACCAGCACUUUGAGCAGGAUUUUAGCAGCAGUUUGUAUAAGAGAGAUUUUUCACUGUGGAUCAUUUUGAAUUUUUCUGGGCUUCUUUUGUAUUAAAACUUGUUUCAUCUUUUUCUCGUUUGGGUUUAAGUCCAGCCGUUUGUUUCCUUUCCUGUUUUUGGCUUGACUGAAUAAAAAGCUGCAACUCAAACUGA